Molecule: messenger RNA, 1059 nt
Organism: Vicia villosa (hairy vetch)
Lineage: Eukaryota; Viridiplantae; Streptophyta; Magnoliopsida; Fabales; Fabaceae
Product: putative F-box/FBD/LRR-repeat protein At1g78760
Exons: 2
Coding region: 1-1059 (352 amino acids)
Molecular function (GO): protein binding
Source: RefSeq, a predicted model, not a curated record
AUGAAAACAAGGAGACGAAGUUACAAUUCUGAUGAAAAUCGAGAGAGAAUCAGUGAUUUACCUGAUUGUGUUUUAAUUCACAUAUUGUCCACUUUGAACACCAAACAGACUGUUCAAACUUGCAUCCUCUCUGCAAGAUGGAAGAAUCUCUGGAAGCUUAUUCCAGUUAUUUCCUUGGAUUCUUUUUACUUCAAGAGUGUCAAGGGUUUCAAUGAAUUUGUUUCUCGAAUUUUGUUUUUACGCGAUGACAAAACAUCACUGUACGCUCUCAAUUUUUAUUACCGCCAUAUCAACAAUCACCUGCUCAAAAGGGUUAUGAAAUAUGCAUUUUCACACAAUGUCAAGGUAUUGAAGAUAUUGAUGGGUUCUUGUUAUGAAUCAUUUCCACUUUGCUACUUUUCUUCUCAUACUUUAACUUCUCUUAACAUUACUGUCAGUGAGUGGAGGAGGACAAUAUUUCCAAAUUCUCUUAAUUUUCCAGUGUUAACCAACCUGUCUAUACGGUCAUUUGUCUUUCGCAGCAGUGGUGAUAAUGGCUUUGUUGAGCCCUUUUCGGCAUUUAAAUGUUUGAAUACUUUGAUCAUUGACAGUUGUGAAAUUCAUGAUGGAGAAAAGCUCUUCAUAUCAAGUGCCACACUUGUUAAUUUAACAAUUAAAAUGUUUCCUUUUUCUUACAAAUUUGAGUUAUCUACCCCGAAUCUGUGUAGCUUUGAUUUUACGGGCAUUCCUAUUCAAAAACUCAGCGAGAGCAAUAACAGUCUCUCAUCUAUCAAACAUGUAAAUAUUGAUGUAAAAAUAGAAUAUCCUGAACAAAAUUAUCCCUUGAUUCUACUUAAUUGGCUAACCGAACUUGCUCUUAUGGAAUCAUUGACGGUAUCUUCAAAGACGCUUCAGAUUCUCUACUUAGUUCCGAAUUUAUGGAAUAUUGAUUUCCCUUGCUUACGUAACUUGAAGUCAUUGAAAAUUAAAAAUUACGGACCUUCGCCAAUAUCUUAUGGAGUAGACGACUUCUUGCUUCAAAAGGCACCGUCUGCAAAGAAAUCAAUCAUUGAUUUGUAA